GUUGGCUAAACUGUAUGCACGUGAUAACCCUAAUAGUAAAAUCAUUGUGACAUAAAUACAGUUAGCUAUUUUACAGUUUAUUGUUAAGCCGGUUUUGUCAUGUUUAAUAGUAAAUAAUUUACAAACAAAUAUAAUAUAUAAUAUACAAUUGUUUUUACAAAUUUAAUCAAUAUCAAUUUGAUUGUGUUUGCUUUUUACGGUUAUGUACUUAAAUGCAGUAUUAUUUAAUACUAUGCUUUAGUUAAUGUAAAAUAUAUAGAUCAAAGUGCUUUUAUUUAACCUUUUCAUUUAUCUCUUCUUUUGUAUAAUUUAUAUUGAAAAUAUAUUAUUUAUAUUAUGGCGAAUACAAAAGAAUUACCAGAAUUGCAAGUUUUUAAAACAGUAUUGUUUCACUGUUUAAUAAUAAUAGCAUUUCCUGUGCUAUCGUUUUUUAUGAGUAAAAUCUUUAUAUUUGAUGGAUUAUUGGGAAAAAAUAGCAUAUCGAGCAAUGUAUAUUCGGCAGGGGUUGCAAUCGUGGUCUUACAUAUCGCAUUGGCAGCAUUUAUAUACAGAGCAUAUUUUGAUGAACGGUCCAAAACAGAAGUCAAGAAAGAUUAAUUAAUUUUAUUAGUCUACACGUGCAGUUCAGUACACUUCCAUAAUUUUCAUCUACAUUUAAUCAGUCAUCAAGACAUUAUUGAAAUAAAAAAAAUGUGGUUUGCUUGUAUAAUUGUAAUAUAUAUAAAUUACAUAAGCUUUGAUGAUAUUUAAUAUAUAAAGUAUUGUAAUUAUAUAAGAUAUACGUGGGUGUGUUGCACGACAUAGCAAAAAUUAAUAUCAUUUGUAUGACAAAAAAAAAGUUAAAAAAUGGAUAAUGAACAUUCCUAUCGAAUUUUCAAUUAUUAUAUAUUUUUUUAUGAUGAUAUAACUAUUGGAAGUAGAUGACUUUGAUGAUUUAAUUUUAAUAAAUUUUCCAUUCUCGUCUAAUAUAUGUGUUACAAAAAUGAACAAAAAAUUAGAUUACUAUUAUUGAAUAUAAUAUAUUGACAACAAA
This is a messenger RNA of Polistes canadensis, 1033 nucleotides long. RefSeq names its product vacuolar ATPase assembly integral membrane protein VMA21 homolog. Gene Ontology annotation, biological process: vacuolar proton-transporting V-type ATPase complex assembly. NCBI's taxonomy places the organism in Eukaryota, Metazoa, Arthropoda, Insecta, Hymenoptera, Vespidae. The transcript is spliced from 3 exons. Gene Ontology annotation, cellular component: endoplasmic reticulum membrane. The record is from RefSeq and is a predicted model, not a curated record. The coding region runs from base 337 to 597 and encodes 86 amino acids.